AUGGAUAACAAUACAUUCAGCUUCGAAUCUCUGCCUCCAAUCACCCAGAUUCGAUUAACCAGUUUCACGGGGGAGUGCGGUGGACGGGUUUGCUUAAACACAAGUAAAAUAACUCCCCAACAGCAGAAUGGGCCAACAUGUGGGUUAGUCGCACUUUCAAUGUGCUUGGAGCAUUUCGGUGUUAAAACCAGUGCAGAGACGAUUCUGGAAAAAGCCAAAAGUAUGAAUUUCACGAAGCAAGGCGAAAUGUAUUCAGCGCAUUAUCUUGCUGAUCUGACCAAUCAUUUCCUUCCGAAUAGCGCUAAUGCUCGCGAAAUGCCAAAUGCGAAAGAGUUCACAGAUGCUAUCGGAGAAGGAAAGCAUAUUCUGGUUGCUUACGAUUGUGGACCCAAUUUCCAACCAGUUUAUGUGAAAGGGCAUUCUGCUCAUUGGCUUCUGGCGUGUGGUUUUGUUGAAAAGAAAGAAGACAAUGGGUUUGUGGAAACAAGAGAAUCAGUUGCAGAUCCAAAUGAAAUUGCAAUAAUUGGUUAUCAAGGGAAAAGCAAAAACCUCAAUGUUUUUCCUUUCAACGAUAUCAUUGCCAGCAACGCCCAACUUUUCGAAGCGGGAUCAAAACGAGAUCCUAGCGAGUAUAUAAUUCCAGACCCAAGCGACUUAUCUGAAAUUCGGAAUCGUGUAAUAGAAAUCGGAAUAAAUUCGUAG
Caenorhabditis briggsae is the source of this 702-nucleotide messenger RNA. NCBI's taxonomy places the organism in Eukaryota, Metazoa, Nematoda, Chromadorea, Rhabditida, Rhabditidae. The record is from RefSeq and is a predicted model, not a curated record. Bases 1 to 702 code for a protein of 233 amino acids. The transcript has 5 exons.